Necator americanus (New World hookworm) is the source of this 2100-nucleotide messenger RNA. RefSeq lists its product as uncharacterized. The record is from RefSeq and is a predicted model, not a curated record. Bases 1 to 2100 code for a protein of 699 amino acids. The transcript is spliced from 12 exons. Lineage: Eukaryota; Metazoa; Nematoda; Chromadorea; Rhabditida; Ancylostomatidae.
AUGUACAAGGUAUUGGAGCGCAUUAUCCUGGACCGACUCAUUAAACAUAACGAAGAAACAACGCGCGACGAGCAAGCUGGCUUUCGUCCGAUGGAGUACCAGGAAACACCAUCAGGACACCCCUUGACCGAUCUCGAGUACGCUGACGAUGCUGUUAUAUUCGCGGUAAGCAGUACAAAACUUCAACAUGUUGUCAACCUUGUAUCGAAGCUGGCUCCAGCCUUUGGACUACGUCUACCCCCUGAUAGAUGCAAGCAGAUGUGGAUCUCUUCGACACCUCCACAAGGAAUCAGGGUGGACGGACAACCGAUAGAACUCGUCGAUGAGUUCUGUUACCUGGGCUGUACGCUGAAGAACAACGGCAGCUACGAGAGAGAUGUUCAGCAAAGAUGCACUAAGGCCACUUCUGCAUUUAACUCCUUAGCGAAAUGCCUGUGGUGGACCGUCAUCACCAACGAAGUUAAGCUGCGAGUCUACCUAUCCACAAUUCGCCCCAUCAUGAUGUAUGGAUUGGAGACUUGGAUAGCACCAGCUUCGGUGAUGGAGAUGCCUGAUUGUACUGAACGAAAGCUGCUUAGACUGCUACUCGGCUACUUUUGGCCUAGGGUAUACCACAAUGAAUAUCUUUACGCAGAAGUUGAUGUGGUAUACCGGCGGAUGACACGUGGAAGAUAUCAAUAUUUUGCACCGCCAUCGAAAGUGGCUAAAGUAAAUCGUCUUCGUUUCCUUGGUCAUAUAUUAAGGAGACCGUCAGAUCGCCUUGUUCAAUGUGUUCUGAGGAGCUUGCUCGGUUUGAGCUGGAAGAAGCCACCUGGCCGAAAACGGAAGUUCUGGACUGAGGUGGUGAAAGAGGACCUGAGGACACUCGGCGUGGGUAGGCAGUACAGGCGAGACGUAAAGUUUCACAGAAUAUGGAAUAGCGAUGAAUGGAUUGAUUCUGUGCAAGCUCACGCAGAAGAUCGAGAAGGUUGGGCAGAGUUGUGUUCAAAGACGGCACACUUCGGCGAAGAUGCGAACACCCAUUGGCCUGGUCCAAUAUUAUUUUCGUCCGAACCACCUCUGUUUGAUACGAACCGAUCCGUUGUGUUGCUUACUCCUACUACCGAUUCCUCAGAUUUCGAGCGUUCUCUUCCCAACAUCCCAGUCAAAAAGCUUCCAAAAAAUUGUUCAGGGGAUGUUAAAGAGCAAUCACUUAAAGAUGGUUCCACUACUUCACCCAAAGUAGAAGAUGUGUGUAAGCAGAAGAUGGUUAUUUCAAAGGAUACCGCUUUGAAAGAAAAGACACCGUCACAGUCAGCAGAGAGAAUGCCGGUAAAUGUUGCUGAGAAGUAUAGAAGUAUUUUCGAUGAAGGUGAUGAUGAUGAUGACGAUUUAUUCGAUAUUAAAGCAAAACAGGAGUUGCCAAAGCUUGUUGAUAAGGAAAAAACUGAGAAAGUAAUGCCGAAAAAACUUAUUGAAUCACCCUUCUCAAAGCUGCUGGGAGAAAAACUAGCACGUGGCCCAAUUCAGCCAGCAGAGAGCAAACAAGCAGAUACUAGCUCAUCUAAAGCAACUGUAACGGGUAUUGUUGCUACUGUAGCUUCACCGAAAGCCAAAAAGGACUCUGACGAAACUCACAGUAGUGAUUUCUUCAAGCCAUUGUAUUCUGUUGUAAAGGAUCGAACCCGUGGACCUACUCGAAGGCCACCUUCAAAGAAUAAAGUGGGGUCAGGUAUCCUACCGCCCGAGAUUGGUGAUGCUCACAAUUCGCCAGCAGAAGAUGUGGUUUCUAAACUAGAAAAAGCCGAAGUCGUAGUGGCUGAGAAUGAAAAGUUGCCUACUGAAUCGAAAGAAAAUCCACAUGCAUCUAUUAAGCAAGAGAUGACCACCCAUGCGGAAUGUGCGCAACGAAGUGCUGUCCAGUCGCUUUUCGACGCGGAUUCAGAUGAGGGUGAGGACGGCGACAAUUUGUUUUCGAAUGCGGUGGCGCAGAAUUUGAAAUGCAGUGCAUCGUCUGAUGUGGAACAUGUGUCUUCCUCCAAGCCUUCCAGUAAAGUAACAACACAUUCAUUGUUUUCUGAUGAUGAUGAUUCGGAUCUGUCUUUGUUCCGUAAAAAGUAG